AUGACUAUCACUGGCAAUGAUUCUAUUGGUAUUCUGGAGCUCAAGCGGUUUCUUAGUCAGCAUUUUGAGAUGAAGGAUCUUGGCACUCUCAGCUAUUUUCUUGGCCCUGAGAUUUCUUCUUCUUCUGAUGGUUACUAUUUGACACAGGCCGAGUAUAUCUCUGAUCUGCUUUCACGGGCCAAUCUCAUAGACUAUAAGACUGUCGACACACCGACUGAGCUCAAUGUUCGUCUUAAUCUACAUGAUGGCGAGCCUCUUCAUGAUUCCACUCUCUAUAGGCAUUUGGUUGGUAGCCUUGUCUAUCUUACUAUUACUAGGCCUGAUAUCUCAUAUGAUGUCUAUCAGGUGAGUCAGUUUAUAGCUGCUCCCCGUUCUACUCACUUUUUUGCUGUCCUUCGCAUCCUUCGCUACCUCAAAGGGAUAUUAUUUUAUGGGCUCCAGUACUUCUCCUCUCAGUCCCCUCUUGAGUUACAUGCUUAUACUGAUGCAAAUUGGGCAGGUGAUCCUAUAGACCGUUGCUCCACCACCGGUUAUUCUUUCCUACUUGGCACCUCUCUUAUUUCUUGGCGCAGUAAGAAACAAUCUGUUGUUGCUCGCUCUAGCACUGAGGCAGAAUAUCGUGCUUUAGCUGAGACCACCUCCGAGCUCUUUUGGCUGCGAUGA
This is a messenger RNA of Alnus glutinosa, 663 nucleotides long. RefSeq names its product secreted RxLR effector protein 161-like. The transcript has a single exon. Lineage: Eukaryota; Viridiplantae; Streptophyta; Magnoliopsida; Fagales; Betulaceae. The coding region runs from base 1 to 663 and encodes 220 amino acids. The record is from RefSeq and is a predicted model, not a curated record.